Messenger RNA from Agrilus planipennis (emerald ash borer), 1780 nucleotides. RefSeq names its product recQ-mediated genome instability protein 1-like. NCBI's taxonomy places the organism in Eukaryota, Metazoa, Arthropoda, Insecta, Coleoptera, Buprestidae. Gene Ontology annotation, molecular function: nucleotide binding. The transcript is spliced from 2 exons. Gene Ontology annotation, cellular component: nuclear body; RecQ family helicase-topoisomerase III complex. Gene Ontology annotation, biological process: double-strand break repair via homologous recombination; resolution of meiotic recombination intermediates. The record is from RefSeq and is a predicted model, not a curated record. The coding region runs from base 84 to 1598 and encodes 504 amino acids.
UGCACAUAUAACCUCACUUAAUUUGUAUUUGGUUAUUUUCUAUUGAAAUAUUUGAAUGAAUAAUUUACUACUAAAAAGUCUUAAUGGAUAAUGAAGUUACUAAUGUUAAGAAUUUCUUUUCGUCUAAUGGAUUACAUUUAUCUGACGAGUGGUUAGAGAGUUGUUUGGAAUGGUGUCAUGAACAACACCAAGAUGUAACUUUUAAAAUAGAGGAUCUUCAUAAGCAAGUAUAUGAGCAGUGGCUCUUACUUGAUUUAAGAGAUGUUAAAGUACCAGUAUUGCCCCCUAAUUUGGCACAGCAAAUUAAAACAACUUUACCUGAAACCUACUAUUUACAAAUGAUGUAUGUCAUUGAUAUCUCAAAACCAAAAUAUUCGCAAUUACAGAAAAUAAGAAAUAAAAGCGCAUUUAGAAUAAGCGAUAUAGAAAAAGAAGAAAAUAACAGCAACAGAGUGUUACAGUUAACACUUACAGAUGGUGUACAAGAAAUACAAGCUAUUGAACUUAGGCCUAUAUCAUCAUUACAUUUGAACUUAACUCCUGGUGUGAAAUUGCAAAUUGUUGGACCAGUAAUCGUGAGAAGAGGACAAAUAUUGUUAGAAGAAAAAAAUAUAGUAGUUUUAGAUGGAGAGGUUGAAGAACUCGAAAUACAAAAUGCAGCUGAAAAUGUAAUGGCCCGAGCUUUAAGAUUACCUGAAAACCCCAACCCUAUUGAAAUAAAAGAUAAUAUUGAGAACAUCAGUGUGAGUACCCAAAACUUAUCUACUUAUAGUGGGGUUGAAGAUAAAAGUAACCAAUUACAAACUAAUAGAGUGAAUAAUGUAACAAUAAAUACAAAUGCAGUCCAGAAUAGGCAAAAUUCUUUAAAUAAUGUAAAUUUAAAUAAAAAUGUGCAAAGAUUACAACAGAGUAAAACUUGCAGUAACAGCAGUAACAACUAUUCUUUAACUAAUGAAGAAGAACAACAAUUAGCCGAGGAAGUGGAAAUGCUUCUGAAUGCUGAAAAUGCAAUAGAAGAUGAAACACAGAAUUUUUCUGAAUUUACUAGUAGAAAUAUAAACUCAUCAGUGGGAAAUACAAAAGAGACUAAUGAAAAAUUUAAUCAAUCGAAGAAAACUGGAUUUGAAUUUGAAGAUGAUGAUGAUGAUUUGUUUGAAAAUAUGGACAUUGAUGCACACUUGGACUUUAUUGACUCACAGCAGUUACAGCUAAAGCAGCAAAUGCCCAUAAAAAAAAUUACAUCAAUAAAUGAAUUGCAAUUCAAGAAAAACAAUGCCUCUAAGUUUACUAUUAAAGCAAAAUUUAAAUCUGUUCUUGAAAAACUAACAAUAACUGAGGGCAAGUGGCUCCUUAAGCUUUCAGUUAGUGAUGAUACUGGGGAUUUAGCUAUAUGGGUUCACAACGAUUUUAUGACAAAAUUAGGGGGACUUUCAGCUGUUGAAAUGGAAAAUCUAGUAAAAAGUAAUACAGGAGAAAAUACUAACAAAAUUAAUAGGGUGUUAGCAGAUUUAAAGGAAAAAAUAUCCACCUUAAAUGGAGACAUGAUAAUUGAGUAUGAAGAAAAUGAGGCAGUACCGUUCCUUACAGAUAGUAGUUGAUAUAUAUCAAUGCAUACAUAUUUCUUAAUGUAUUUGAUAAACAUUUUUGGUGAAAUUCCAAAGCCUAUUCAAGAAUAAUACUGAAGAAAAGUUUUCCUGCAUUAAAUCUUGUUUUCUUUGAACCUAGUAUUUGUUUAAAAGAAUUAAACAUUUAAGUUCUAAUAAAGCUUUAUUCUUUUUGA